UUUGUUUGUGAACAGGACCACUGCAGUGAAUAUCUGAACCGUGAGUCAUACGCAUGAGCAGAGUGCAAAGUCAGGCAGAUACAGGCCCCAUGUCCCAGAGCAAAAACUCACCAUACAACCAUUCACCUAGCAACACCGAACGAGACGAGACGGGAAGCACCUCAAGGACGCAGGUGUGAGACUAAAGUGUUGUCAAGGGGUCAGAGCUUGAAUAUGACUACACAAAGUACCACCCAAUGGACGAGAUUUAUAAUUGGAUGAAGGACAUGGAGGAGUUGAAUCCAGAGCUGAUCUCCUCAACAGUCUAUGGGAAAACAUUUGAAGGAAGAAACAUCACGCUUAUGAAGCUGGGACUUCAAAACCCAGAGGAGCGAGAGAAGAAGGCAGUGUGGAUGGACUGUGGGAUCCAUGCUCGAGAGUGGAUCGCUCCAGCUUUCUGCCAGUGGUUUGUCAAAGAGAUUGUGCAGUCGUACAAAACCAAUGCACACAUGGAGAGGAUGUUACAAAACCUGGACGUCUAUGUAACUCCUGUGAUCAAUGUGGACGGGUACAUGUACAGCUGGGUGGACAACAGUACUCGUAAGUGGAGAAAGUCCCGCUCCUCUCCUCCUCCAGGAAGCAGCUGUUAUGGAGUUGAUCUCAACAGAAACUUCAAUGCCAACUGGGGAACGGUGGGCGUGUCCUUUGACAGUUGUUCAGACACAUACUGUGGAACUGGACCAGGGUCUGAGCCUGAGGCCAAAGCUGUCAUGGAUUAUAUUGGUAAAAUAUUGAAAAAGGUCCUUUGCUUCCUCACCAUUCACUCUGCUGGACAACUCAUCCUACUACCCUAUGGACACCCCCAGAUCAAAGCUCCUAACUAUCAAGAACUGGUUUCUGUUGGUGAAGCAGCCGCAGCAGAAAUGAAGAAGCUUCAUGGGAUGGAGUACAGAGUGGGAACUUCUCCUCAGAUCCUCUAUCCAAACUCGGGUUCAAGCAGAGACUGGGCUCGUCUUAGUGGGAUCCCCUUCUCCUACACAUUUGAGCUAAGAGACAAAGGUGAGCACAGCCACCUUCUCCCUGAGGACCAGAUCCAGCCGGCGUGUGAGGAGGCCUAUGCAGGAGCCCUGUCCAUCAUCUCUUAUGUCCACCUUAAAAACUUCAACAAUAACACGACCCCAAACACAGAGCCCCUUUAAACAGUCUGGGCUAUUUCAGAGCCUCCUCAGCAAUACUGUCUGUAUCCAUCACCACUGGACUCCUGAGAGGAUGAAAGAGGAGCACUACCAGUCCUGAACAGCAGGAGGCGGUGUGGCAUUGAAACGUUUGACUGGACACUGGGAUUUAGAAAUUGCUCUCAGGCCUUAUAAAUUUGUAUUAUUUUAAGAUUUAUGAAUUAGCAUAAUGGAAACAGUUAAAUAUAUGAAAUAAACUUAAAAUUUACAUUUUAAGGCAGGCCAAAGUGUUAAAAUUGUGUAUUUUAUCUAAUAAGUUUAUUUUCAAGUAUCAAUGUGUUGUACAGGCCUAUAUACUGUAUGUACGUGUAUUAAUUAUUAAUUUAAAGUUUUCAGACAUUUAGAAAUGUUUAUUUUUCUUUUGAGUUUCUUCCAGCAGAUGGCAGUAUAACACCACAAUUCUUGACAAACCACUUAU
Messenger RNA from Boleophthalmus pectinirostris (great blue-spotted mudskipper), 1632 nucleotides. RefSeq names its product carboxypeptidase O-like. Gene Ontology annotation, molecular function: metallocarboxypeptidase activity; zinc ion binding. Gene Ontology annotation, biological process: proteolysis. The transcript has 11 exons. The record is from RefSeq and is a predicted model, not a curated record. NCBI's taxonomy places the organism in Eukaryota, Metazoa, Chordata, Actinopteri, Gobiiformes, Gobiidae. Bases 237 to 1178 code for a protein of 313 amino acids.